CGAUGACGUCACUCGACUUGCGGAAAUACCCGAGGAUCAUAAACGCAUUCGUGUUCUUCGGCAAACGCAGAAAGACCAAAGACGGAAGCCCGGCUGGCGGGGACUUGUGUCAGCGACGCUGUCCACCGUGGUGGAAUGCAGAAAAGUCACGCCGGCUGGCGAGAGCCAAGCUGGACGUCAGGGGACGCGGAAGAAUGGUCGGUAGCUGAGCUCGCCGCACGCAUGUUCAUGAGUCACAACCGAAGCCGGGUGUUCAAGAGCUUGCUGAGAGUGAGAUAGGAACCCUGGAAGUCCGAGGUGUCUGUCUGAGGCCCUGCCGGUCACGAUAGGUCCUCUGUAGCUGACUUGUGCUACAUGACACGCUGAUUGAAUGGAAGAUAGCAGGAGAGAGACCAGGCCUCUCACAGCAGACUUCAGCAGCCAGACCAUCAGCGUAGUGCAAGGUCAUGGCCCCAGGUUGUCAAAGAUCAACCUGAUUACCUUGUUGAGUUUGUGGUUGGAGCUGUUCCCUCAGGAGCAACCCGAAGAGGACGAUAAUCAGAUCCGUAGCGUGGGUCUCGUGGUGGUUCGGGACAGUAAGGUGGUGGGCCUCCACUACAGUGGACACGAACUCCACGCUGGCCAAGCAGCCAUCAUCCAACAUGCUGCCCGCCUGGCCGACUGUCAGCUGUACUUCUCUCGGCGUCCAUGCGCCACCUGCCUGAAGAUGAUCAUCAAUGCUGGAGUGAGUCAGAUCUCCUUCUGGCCCGGAGACCCCGAGUUCAGCAUGCUGAGCUCCGACCCCCAUGCUCAUACUGGCCACAUCACCGAGGAGGCUGCGCUGGACGCUCUGGCUACGGAGAAGCUGAAGUCCAACAGCAGUUCGCACAUCUGCUUGCUGCUGCAGCCUCUGGCUGCCGGCAUGGUGCAGUUUGUGGGUGAGACGUCCAGAGAGUGUGAUUUCAUGGGGAUGGCGACAGAUAACAACCCCGGCCUGAAUACAGAGGAACUCUUCUGCAGAGAACAGGAGAAACACCUUGAAGAUUUAUCCAAACGCUUCCUAAUUGAGGACUCCCGUCAGCACCGAGAGAUUUUGACCCAAAUGCAUCUGGAGAACUUCUGCGUGGAGCCCUACUUUUCCAACCUCAGACACAAUAUGAGGGAGGUGGUGAAAGUUCUGGCUGCUGUGGUGGCCGGGGUGCCAGAGCAACACUAUGGAUUUCACCGGGAAACGUUGGCCCCUGAUACAUUACUCACUGGCUCAUCGCCUUGCCCUUAUCACGAGGGAGUGUCCCAAGAAAUCGCCCGUCAUUGCAUCAUCCAAGCCAGGCUACUUGCCUACAGAACAGAGGACCCUAAAGUGGGUGUUGGUGCUGUUAUCUGGGCCAACAAACAGUUGACUGGCCUUAAGGGACCGGGUCAUCUGUCCCUGGUGGGUUGUGGAUACAACGCUUACCCAGCAGGCUCACAGUACGCAGAGUACCCGCUCAUGGACACCAAACAGGAGGACCGAAAGCGGCGCAAGUACAGAUACAUCGUCCAUGCCGAGCAGAAUGCUCUCACCUUCAGGACUCGUGAUAUCAACCCAGAGGAAGCUGCCAUGCUGUUUGUGACAAAAUGUCCAUGUGACGAGUGCGUCCCUCUGAUUAGAGGUGCUGGCAUCACGCACAUUUACACCACCGACCACGACCGGGACAAGAAUAAAGGAGACAUUUCCUACCUCCGAUUCAGCAACUUGAAGGAAAUCCAAAAGUUCAUAUGGCAAAGGGACCCUGCAUCAUCAUCUUACAACAUCACCAACGGUCACACUGGCAAGCGCAGCAGGGCAGAAGUGCAGGAGAAUCCCAGCAUCAAGAAGAUCUGCAACAGCAGAAAUAACAACUUGCCCCCUGUGAGCUGAGUAUCACCCCUGAACCAGCGGCACUACACGUGCACAUUGAAACUGAACUCGGAGUGUAGUUGCAUCUUCUGUGUUUUCAUCAGCAGUGACACACGAGAACUGAGCUGACCACAUUGAUCUCAUCAUUAAGAACUUUUAUAGAGAAGAAUUAUAUUGAAGAUAGAAACCCUGAUGUGAGUUGUAUUAAGUGGUGAAUUAUUUCAUGUAUGUGUCAAUAUAAUUAUAAUUCUAUUUUAUGGCAAAGAUUAUAUGGUUGCAAUGGGUUGUUUGAGAUUUUCAUCACCCCCGUUUUAUUUGUAAUAAAUAGGAUUUACACAAAAGCUAAACUAGUACCAUUGGAUGUAACUUGAAUCCAAAGAUUUCCCAAUAAAUUUUACUUGGCUGAUGAUGCUUUAAUCAUAA
Phyllopteryx taeniolatus (common seadragon) is the source of this 2281-nucleotide messenger RNA. It is a transcript of the gene cdadc1, whose product is annotated as cytidine and dCMP deaminase domain containing 1. The coding region runs from base 371 to 1879 and encodes 502 amino acids. Lineage: Eukaryota; Metazoa; Chordata; Actinopteri; Syngnathiformes; Syngnathidae. The record is from RefSeq and is a predicted model, not a curated record. Gene Ontology annotation, molecular function: tRNA-specific adenosine deaminase activity; zinc ion binding. The transcript is spliced from 13 exons. Gene Ontology annotation, biological process: tRNA wobble adenosine to inosine editing.